AUGAGUGACCAGUAUUCUCACAUCGACGCAACAGGAUGUCAUUCCAUGUUGCUCCGCGACUGUCUGACUGUUAUGGCAACAUCGCUGCGGCAAAACAUCUGCGGUCUAAGUCUAGGAACACUUGCUGCUGGAGUCGGACCUGCGCAAAUCUCAGAGCACAUCCCGGCUCAUGUCCAGUACGCAUGCCGCUAUUGGGUCCAGCAGCUCAAGAGUCGUAGUGUCGAACUUCGUGACAAUGGGCCUGAACACCAAUUCCUCACAGUACAUUUUUUGCACUGGCUCGAGGCCAUGGCCGUGAUGAGGAGUAUUCCCGAGGCAGUGCUUGCAAUAAACGAGUUGUCGACAUACCUUUCCCAGCUGACAGCCGGGGAAACGACCAAGUUCUGGAGCUUCGUUGAGGACGCCCGACGGUUUCUGCUCAAGUUUCGAACAUCUAUAGAGAUCGCUCCCUUGCAAGUCUACACUUGCUGCGCCGUAUUUUCUCCAACAGCAAGCAUUAUCCGCACUGUUUUUGCCAACCAAACAGUUGAGCCAUUACCUAGGCUGGUGGUCGAAGAGGAAGAAUGGAAUCCUGUCCUACUGUCAAUUCCAGACCUGUCUGAUAACUGGGCCUUGUCGCAGAAAGGAACGCUGGCGGCAUCGGAAACCGGUCGUAUCUGGGAUACUGCAACAGGAAACUUGAUAGGUAAAAUGGAAGAACCAGAUGAGGCAAGCGUGAGCACUGCCUUCUCUCCCGACGCAAAAACGUUAAUAUCGGUAACGGAGGAGGGCACUAUCAAAUCAUGGGAUACGGAAACCGGGCGACUUCUUCAACUUCUUCAUUGUCACCCGGAGCAUUAUAUUACCAAGGCGAUGUUCUCGCAGGACCGCAAGACGCUCGCCCUGGUGUCCCAUAGGGUCGGCGUUGUAUUUGUCGAUCUGGUCAGCGGGCGUAUUUUGACUGCGGACAGCCCUGAUUAUGAGUCAAUAAACAGGGCAGACCUCUCACCUGAUGGGACGAGACUGGCCACAGUUCAUAAGUAUAACACCGUUCGCUUGUGGGAUACAACGACGGGGGCCCUAAUAAAAGACUUUGGGAAACAGCGUAGGGAUGACGUCCACGUACGGUUCUCACCUGAUAGUAGGGUGUUGGCAACCAAUGAUGGCCGCUUAGUGUUUCUGUGGGACUCAGCGACAGGUAACUUGAUUCGACAGUUCCAAGCCCCUGAUGUCCCCGAUGAUCGAAGAUACUGCGAUUCUUGCCGGGACAUAGCAAUCUGUGGAGGUGGACGCCUCUUAGCUACGGCCUACGGGGAUUCCGUCAGUCUUUGGAAUCUGGCAGACGGAGCAUUCCUAUGGUGGGGAUCCGAUCCCAUUGAGAAAACGGCCUUCUACGAAGACGCAGCCGUAUUCAGCGAGGACGGAAAGCUGGUGGCCUCGAUCGGCAGUGACAGGUUCAUCCGGAUCUGGGACACGGCAUCAGGGGCACUGGUGAACCUGAUUGAGAACGAUGAAGUGGUGAGGAAAGUGCUCUUCUUUUCUGACAAGCGAAUCGUAGGUCUAAUCGGUAGCGGCUCACUGCGCAUCUGGGACCUCACAGUGAAAGCGUCCACUAGAUCCCAAUAUGUCGCGACCAACGGUAUGAUUGACGCACUAUUGCUAGCCCCGGACGGCAGAAGGUGCCUGGUAGCUGCAGACUAUGGGUGUUGGCUGUGGGACGUGGAGACCGGCGAGCAGGUCCAGAAGUAUACCUCUGCGAGACCGACCGUACUCCUAUUCUCUCCUGAUGGCGAGUACUUGGUCUUGAGUGGGGAAAAGGAAGAAGACAUCGAGCUUCGCGAUGGAGUGACAUUCGAGCGUCUGGCCGUGCUUACUGGGCAUCGGCAUGCAAUCUGUGCUGCAGCGUUCUCGCCGGAUAGCCGGUUGCUUGCGACCAUCGCCGAGAUCCCACUCUUUGUUCACGACUCAGAUGGAGAAGAAAAGGGUACUCAGGAGAACGAUUGCUGCAGCGAAGGCGAUGGUGAAGGCGAGGACAUCAACACCAACGCCGACGAUUCUGAGGAGGAUGCCAUAAUUGGACUCUGGGAUGUAGCAACGGGGACAUUGCUCCAUAAGCUCAGGGGCCACACACGCCAGGCUGGUAACCCUCUAUUUUCCCCCGACAGCCGCCUCCUGGCAUCAACGGCACUUGACAAAACCCUUCGACUCUGGGACGUCUCGACAGGGACAGUCCUGAAGGUCAUCAGAGGAGACUUCCUGACUCUAGCCUUUUCUCCAGAUGGACAGACCAUCGCAACAGCAGACCGCAUGUCAGUAGUUCGCUUCUGGGACAUCCCAACCGGCCAGCUUAUUGAAGAGAUCCACUCGUCUAGUAAAAUCAAACGACUCGCCUUCUCCCCCCACGGCAAGCUUCUAGCGGGCUAUGGGGCCAUUCCUCAUGAGACCCUACUGGCAAUCCACCUCUUUGACCCGGCGGCAGGCCAGCUCCCAGUUAGGGAAAGUAAAAUCCCAGCUACGGUUUAUUCUUACAGUACCCCUGAGCUCCGCUGGUCUGCUGAUGGCCAGGUUCUGCAUACUGCUGUCGGCGAUGUCAGUCUUGCAUACCUUUGUCCUGAGCGCGCUGAUUCUGGUAUUCCGGCCUGGGGAAUCUUUGUCAAUGGGGAUUGGGUCGUGAGGGGGACGGAAAAGGUUGUUAUACUGCCUCUGGAGUAUAAGGCGCGUUGUGCUGCUGUACAUGAAGGCACUCUGGUUAUUGCGACUGAAACCAACCGGGUGGUGGCUCUUCGGUUUGACUAA
This is a messenger RNA of Aspergillus mulundensis, 2775 nucleotides long. RefSeq lists its product as uncharacterized. Lineage: Eukaryota; Fungi; Ascomycota; Eurotiomycetes; Eurotiales; Aspergillaceae. The transcript has 2 exons. The record is from RefSeq and is a predicted model, not a curated record. Gene Ontology annotation, molecular function: protein binding. Bases 1 to 2775 code for a protein of 924 amino acids.